This is a messenger RNA of Enterobius vermicularis (human pinworm), 777 nucleotides long. NCBI's taxonomy places the organism in Eukaryota, Metazoa, Nematoda, Chromadorea, Rhabditida, Oxyuridae. The record is from the annotation of a GenBank genome assembly.
AUGGAACAAUCUGCUCCUUGCACCCCAGAGGCCGGUCCUCUUAAUACGACUAGAGAAUCCGAUAAUAUGAUGUACGACUCCCGAGGUGUCCAGACUCCUGCAUCUGGCGGUAUGAAUCAGUCGUAUAUUGGAGAACCGCAGAGCCCUUUGACCCAAAUAGAUCCCCACAGAUUACGAGAUAUGGUGGUCGACAAACAAAACGCUGGGGCUCAUGGAAGUCUAGAUUCUCCUUACAAACAGCAACAGCAGUUCUGGGAACACAAUUCUGGCUGCCCUACUUCAUCACCGUCCAGCAUGAGGCUUGCUCCUAAUAGUGCUGGUUCACAAAUGCCACUAAUGAUGCAUUCUUCAAGAAUGUCACAAGGCAGAAGUCCCUUAAAUAGUCCUGUAGGUGUGCAUGGGUCGUCUUAUUCUGCUAGGCCUCCUUCUAACGCUCCAUCGUCUCCAUUUCUGCAACCUUCGCAAACACCAGUACAUUAUCCUCAAGGCAUGCAGCAGAUGCCACAAAGCCCAGCCACUAACAUGAUGCCAAGUGGGCAGGUUCCACCCGCCUCUCCUGGUAAUGUGUAUCAGCCACGCAUGAAUACGAUGGGGCCUAUGCAGCAACAAUAUUCGUAUGCCCCGCAGGUACAGCAGCAGUGGAAUCCUCCACCACAGCCGCAUUAUGUUGGGCAACCUCAAAUGAUGAGCUCAUCUGGACAGAGAGUUAUGAUACAACGAGUACCUUAUCUUCCGCCAGUAUUUGUUGGUCUUGCCCUCUUUGUUUCAUCUGUCUAA